AUGGAGUGUAACAAGGAUGAAGCUAGAAGAGCAAUAUUUAUUGCUGAGAGGAAAAUCUCAGAGAAUGAUUACGUAGGAGCAAAGAGAUUUGUUAACAAGGCUAAGAAUCUGUAUCCAGAGCUUGAUGGUUUGACACAGAUUUCCAUGAUGAUCAACGUUUAUAUCUCUGCGUCAAACAAAAUCAAUGUAGAAGUUGAUUGGUAUGGAAUUUUCCGUGGAAAUCCUUUGGUUGAAGGAGAAGCUGAAUGGUACGGAAUUCUCGGUGUAGAUCCUUUGGCUGAUGAUGAAGCGAUGAAGAAACAGUACAAGAAGUUAGCUCUUUUGAUUCAUCCUGAUAAGAACAAGUUUCAAGGCGCAGGAGAGGCUUUUAAGCUGGUGUCACAAGCUUGGUGUCUGUUAUCUGACAAGGUUAAGAGAAGAGCUUAUGAUCAAAGAAGAGCUUAUGAUCAAAAGAUUAAGUUAAAAGCCCGGACGAAGCAGAAAAAACACAAGCCAGCUUCUUCUAACCGGAAUCCAAAUGCUAGAGACGGUUUGCAUUCGAGUGCUAAUGCUGGAAGUAACCAGCCUGCUGGUACGCGGCGGAAACCACUAAAACCUCGCUUGGUGGUAGAUUUUGACUAUUAUUACUUUUAA
Messenger RNA from Eutrema salsugineum, 633 nucleotides. RefSeq names its product dnaJ homolog subfamily B member 12. The record is from RefSeq and is a predicted model, not a curated record. Lineage: Eukaryota; Viridiplantae; Streptophyta; Magnoliopsida; Brassicales; Brassicaceae. The transcript has a single exon. Bases 1 to 633 code for a protein of 210 amino acids.